Messenger RNA from Colletotrichum paranaense, 480 nucleotides. RefSeq lists its product as uncharacterized. NCBI's taxonomy places the organism in Eukaryota, Fungi, Ascomycota, Sordariomycetes, Glomerellales, Glomerellaceae. The coding region runs from base 1 to 480 and encodes 159 amino acids. The record is from RefSeq and is a predicted model, not a curated record. The transcript has a single exon.
AUGCAGCCGAGAAACCUUCCAGCCGGUCCAGCCAGACAGAUGGGUUUCUAUGGUUCGGACAAAGUAGGACCGGGUGCUGUCCUGUGCGUCGCAAACCCAAGUAUCCGUGACUACACAGUACAGAGGUGUUUUGUGAGGUGGGGAGGAGGAGGAGAGGCGGAUGAUGGACCAGCCAGCACUCCGGCCUGCUUCCGUAGCUGCUCCGUUGAUCAGGGCCACUCACCCGAGAAACGACAAGAAAGAGAUGCUCAGCUCUACGCCUCAAACAGGAUACCUGGGGCUCUUGACGAAGACCUGUGGAACCUACAUUCCUUCCGAUACGAGAGGGACUCGCCUUUUGCCGACAAGCAAUGCGGACUGCAAAGAAGACGAUUGCCAUGUCGUCACGGAGAAGGGUUGAUGCUUUUCGCUCGAAAUACCCUUUUGACCAGGGCCCUGAUCGUCCAGCAGAUUGUCCCCUGCCACCAGGACCCUGAAUAG